AAGAGGUGCAAAUCAAUCUUCAUUGUCGUAGUUUACAAUUUGCGGAAAAUGGGGUGUGGUGAAUCAAAACACGCUGUCAUCGAAAACACCAUUAGCCGAAAAAACUCAAAGGCGGGAUCCAAGCGAGGGAAAAGCUCCCAAGUCAUUGAAGAAACGAGGAAAGUUGAUAGCGAAGUGAGCUCAUCGGUGCAACAGGAAGGCAAAAACGACGGUUUGGACAUCGUUGGAGUCGCUGCUGGAACCACCUCUAUCAGUCGGAGGAAUUCGAGAGCAAGGUCCAAGAAGGGGAAAAGCUCGGAAACCAUUGAAGAAACGAAGAAAGUUGAUGGCGAAACAAGCUCAAUGGCGAAACAGAAGGAAGUCAAAAAUGACAAUCGGGACACCGACGGGAAUAAUUCCGGCACUGUGGUUGAUGGGAAGAAGGUAGCUGAAAGCAUCGAAUUGAAGAAAGGAGAUAAAACGAUGGCCGAAGAGACAAAGGAAAAAAUUAUGGAGGAAAUUAAGCUUGUCGAAGAAACAAAAGAUGGAGAAGCUAAAACUAUGAAGAAAGAGAACUUGGUAGAAAGGUCAAAAACAAUAACUUCUACAACUACUACUGAAGCUAAAGUUUCAACCUUAGUUGAAAAACAGGAAGAAAAACCUGCAGGAGUGGAGGAUUUGAAGAAAAAGUGA
Gossypium raimondii (Peruvian cotton) is the source of this 672-nucleotide messenger RNA. RefSeq lists its product as uncharacterized. The record is from RefSeq and is a predicted model, not a curated record. The transcript is spliced from 3 exons. NCBI's taxonomy places the organism in Eukaryota, Viridiplantae, Streptophyta, Magnoliopsida, Malvales, Malvaceae. Bases 49 to 672 code for a protein of 207 amino acids.